GCUCUGGCUGUUGCUGCCCUUAAGGCCUCCAACAACAACAACCAUCAGCUGUUUUCCGGAGCUCUUAAUACGAAACUUAAAAUUAAUGUAAUUUACUCAUAUAUAUAAGUCGAAAUAUGAAGCUGGCACAGAGAGCCGCCCUCGGGUAUAUGGGCGGUGCCACCAGGACACUUAUGAGCACGCGCCAGGUAAAGGCAUGGCAUUCAAAGAGUACAAAAAUAGAGGAAAGGAGAGUAAGUUUUGUAGAAAAUCGUCCGCUACUGCAGCCCUGCCCUUCCUGGCCAUGCCUUCUUCCAGAACGCAGACUCAUGGGAGGCGUCCUUGGUGGAAAGAAGAAGGAAUAUUCAGAGAGACGUGUUCUUGGGUACUCCAUGAACCAGAUGUUUGAUGUGGUAUCUGAAGUGGAACAUUAUCAUAAGUUUGUUCCUUAUUGCAAAAAAUCUCAGGUGACAUCAAGAAGACCAGGAUUCCUUAAGGCUGACCUUGUGGUUGGGUUCCCCCCUGUGGUCGAAUCGUAUACUUCGAGUGUUACACUGGCACGGCCACACCUGGUGAGGGCUGUCUGCACCGAAGGCAAAUUAUUUAAUCAUCUCUUAACAAUUUGGAAAUUUUCACCAGGAAUUCAUGGGCAGCCUGACACUUGCACUCUUGACUUCUCAGUAUCAUUUGAGUUCAGAUCGAUGAUACACUCUCAGAUGGCUCAUGUGUUCUUCAGCGAUGCUGUGCGGAAAAACGUCAAUUCAUUUUUAGUUGAAGCCCAGAGACGCUAUGGUAAAGAAUCCAUCCUUGCCCGGCGUCCACAGAUCGUAGAAACUUCAUGAAUGCUGUGUAUAGGAGUUUAUUGAAGUGUACAUUUUAUAAAGGAAAGUUUAUUGAAGUGUAUGUUUUAUAAAGGGAAGUUCACGAACGAAUAACACACAAACACACUACAAAAUUCCAGUCAUUAGAUAAAAUAUGUUAUGCGUAUAUGAAUAUAUUUUUAGAAAUCACGUAAGUUAAUUUUGAGGUUAAUAAAACAUACCUAAAGAAGUAUUGUGCAGGUUUACACUAAUGUACAGACUUUUAGGGUAAGGUAAUUUAUUUUUUCUCUUUCAGCAACAGACAAUACUCAAGCCUUUUUAUCACAAUGAAUACUUUUUGUACAUACAGAAAAUAUUGACUUGCCUUGGUAGGAAAUGGAUAAAUAUGAUUAACGAGAAAAUGUCUAAGCAUUACUUUCUGAAAAUAAGUGUGAAAUAAAUUAUUUUUCUUUUAAAGCACUGAAUUUGUGUUAAUAUCACCUCAAUGUCUGACACAUGUACAUACUCUUGUAUAAAUAUUUAAACUUUUAAAAUAUACUUAUUGUAAAUAUAAUAUUUUUGUCCCAGUUAUUUAUUAAAUAUAUUUAUAUCCUUUUUGCCUCUAUUGCCAUAAAGUUAUUUGUAAUGGCAACAUUGAUUAGACACCAUGCAACACUGCACAGAAUAUACACUCAUAAGUAACCAAAAAAUAUUUAGUAAUUGCUAAUUUAGUACUGACUUUUUAAUGUAUAUGUGAUAACUAGUUUAUGUUAGACUGCAUAAAGAAGACAGCUUGUAUUGACAAAUGUUCACAGCUUUAAUUAUAUAGUGAUUGUCUUUUGAUUAUAUUAAUAUGAGGUUAAUGUUUUGUAUCACAUGCUCUCAUUGACACUAUAUAUAUGGUGUAAAAUUUUUGUCUUUUUAUAUGUUAAAUAGAAACAUGGGACAGUUUGAAGCCAAAUCUACUCCUGUAUAAUUAGUUUGGUCCCUUUUUAUAUUGCCUUCAUUAUCUAAAGGCAAACUUGUACUUAUAUUUGAUCAUGUACAUUAUAUUAAAACAUUGUAAUAGCUGUCA
Messenger RNA from Cherax quadricarinatus, 1854 nucleotides. RefSeq names its product coenzyme Q-binding protein COQ10 homolog A, mitochondrial. The record is from RefSeq and is a predicted model, not a curated record. Lineage: Eukaryota; Metazoa; Arthropoda; Malacostraca; Decapoda; Parastacidae. Gene Ontology annotation, biological process: ubiquinone biosynthetic process; cellular respiration. Gene Ontology annotation, cellular component: mitochondrion. Gene Ontology annotation, molecular function: ubiquinone binding.